AUGCCUGGGUCCACCGCACUGCCCUGGGCGUUUGGUACAUGGUUGAAAUGUCAGGGCAGGGAGGCAUUAGUGCUCAGGAGGAAACCCUGGGAAGAGGUAUGCCAGAAGAAUAGCAAUAAUAGCCUAGACAGUGUCAUUCAGGUAUGGGACUGUUACACAGAUGCGAAAGGACAGAGUGCAAGUAGAGGCAGAAGAGAGGCAUCCAAACGGGGAAGAAAGCAACGGCAGACCCAGACACGGAAACGCCAGUGUGCUUCAGCAGGACGCCGUGCUUUCCUUCAUCUGAAGGCUUUGUCUUCUCUUUCAAAUGAUGAAGAGGACUAUACAGCCAUAAAAUGGAUGGCCGCGGGGAGCCAAGGAGAGGGGCUACAGGUAUCUGGAGAGACUGUGACCGUGGCGACAGAGGGGCCUUACUUCAUCUACAGCCAGGUACUCUACAAGAGCACCACAUGGGUCAUGGGUCACGUGAUCACUAAACGCCUCAACGGCACCGACACAAAAAUUCUGAAGUGUGUAAAGAACAUGCCUGACAAUAUAAGCACGGCCCUCAAUAGUUGCUACACUGCUGGGACUUUCUUCUUGGAAUCUGGAACCGUCCUUGAGCUCUCUGUCCCACGAAAGUCAGCCAAACUUGUCCUGUCUCCAGACGCAACGUUUUUUGGCAUUUUCAGCCUCUGACAGUAGAGCAUGGCUUAACACUCACAGGCUCAUAUUACUGUAACACCACUGUUACUCAUGUGUACUUUAUUCUGCUGCUCUAUCUGUCAUUCAUCUCACUGAGAUCUCAGGGCAUCUGAAUAUACUUUUGGGUUUGUAAUUAUCUAAUUCUUGCGAUGAAAUAACGCUGCAUGUCCCCUUCGGAUUCAAAAGUGAACAUGCUUCCUUAUAUUUAGUGUUACGUUAUUAUAUCUGUAAAGUUUAGCAAAGCUUGUUAUUGCCUAGGGACCAAACAGUGGUGCAAGUUUGGCACUAGAUUUAGUUGGGUGUUUGUCUUACUGAAUGGCAUGGUAACUGUUUCUGCUAUUCUGCAUGAUAUCAGGAUUCAGGCAACUGUCUUGAGUAAUGUUUCCGAUCACAUGACUUGUUCAUAACGUUCUGAUUGGGUGCUUGUGAAAAGUUGACUCCCAGAUAAAAACAGAAAGAAUUUACUACAUGGUUCCGCAUCAUUAACUGUAGAGGUUGCCCAGUAUAUCACCAUCUUAAGGCCCAGUAUCAAAAGAACUUGAGGUUAAAUUUCAACAGGGGAAGUAACAUUUCUCAACAGGGGAAAUUUUCAGCCCAAAGUAGAGUAUAUAUUUUUUAACAUUGUGACAUAGUGGGACAUCCAAGGAAAUUGGUAUCCCUUUCAUGAUGACCCUUUCUCUGUCAGGCCACAGUGUCUUACUCCCCCUCUGCCCACUUCCUCUGGGAUAAGCACAAACGUUCUUUAAUUUAAUGGUUUAUGCUAUAGCAGUGUUCCAUGGCAGGUGGCACUGUGGAGCUUUUUAUGCUUUCCCAUGCAAUGGCGAGUAGCCUGACAAUUACUCAUUUUCCUGUUGAACUGAACUGUCAGCCAACACUGAGAGAACAGUGGUCUGCAGAGGCCUCUAAUUUACACUGUUUAUUGUCUUCAGCCAUUAUCGGAGUUUCAAGUGUAUUUCAACGAAGGGCUAAAGGUAACUAAAUGCUAAAAUAGUGGACAUUUUUCAAAUAACCAGUAUGUGGACUUACUCUGUGAAAUAUUAGAGAACUAAUUUUUCAGGCAUGUUUUAGCCUAUUACAUAAACCGUAUAGUCUGCAUGAAUGCUCAACAGUCUAAUAAAACGCCUGGUUCUGUUCUA
Alosa alosa (allis shad) is the source of this 1820-nucleotide messenger RNA. It is a transcript of the gene tnfsf13, whose product is annotated as TNF superfamily member 13. Gene Ontology annotation, cellular component: membrane. The coding region runs from base 1 to 678 and encodes 225 amino acids. Lineage: Eukaryota; Metazoa; Chordata; Actinopteri; Clupeiformes; Clupeidae. Gene Ontology annotation, molecular function: receptor ligand activity; tumor necrosis factor receptor binding. The transcript is spliced from 6 exons. The record is from RefSeq and is a predicted model, not a curated record. Gene Ontology annotation, biological process: immune response.